AAGUUCUCCUCCCAUGCCUUAAAUACGCCGUUGAUAUCUUCAGCUGGCCAAAACCACUGGUCAGUUCUUGCACAUCACAAACUGAAUGCACAAAGGGAAUAUUUUUCAAGUUAACAAAUAGUUUUGGUUAAUAUGUUGGAGAUGUUUGAGUACAGUCAUUACCAGGUGCAAACACACCUGGAGAAUCCAUCCAAGUAUCACCUCCUGCAGACCCAGAGGCAACAGGUGAAACAUUACCUGUCUAGCGCAUUAGGAGCCAAGCUAAGCCCGCAGGCCAGCACAGGGCCCGGCCCCAGCCAGCCCUCAGAGCACGGCAUGCCCCCUGGACCAGGAACCAGUGCUCCCAAUAGCCCUAUGGCACUUCUCACCCUCAACUGUGAGAAAGAGAUGGACGAUGUAAUUGAAGACAUAAUCAGUUUGGAAUCAAGCUAUAGCGAUGAUAUUCUUGGAUUCAUGGAUGCUGGACUUCAAAUGACGAAUACGAUUCCAGUUUCAGCAAACAUAUUGGAUAUGUACAACAAUCAUCCUCUUCCUCCAGCUACCCCAGCACCUGGCAUGAUGCACAUAAUGGAGAAGCCUGGACCAUGUGGCAAUUUUGACUCUUAUCAAAGGCCUGAAGGCUUCCCAGUAGAAGCUGAGGUCAGAGCUUUGGCAAAGGAGAGACAAAAGAAGGACAACCACAACCUAAUUGAAAGAAGGCGGCGUUUUAAUAUAAACGACAGAAUUAAAGAGCUGGGGACAUUAAUCCCCAAGUCAAAUGACCCAGACAUGAGGUGGAAUAAGGGGACAAUUCUAAAGGCUUCAGUGGAUUAUAUUAGGAGACUGCAAAAAGAGCAACAGAAAGCAAAAGAACUAGAGAACCGCCAGAAGAGAAUGGAACACGCGAACAGACAUCUUUUGCUUCGAAUUCAGGAGCUUGAGAUCCAGGCCCGCGCUCAUGGACUCACUGUGGUGGCCUCUCCCCCCCUCUAUUCCUCUGACCUUGUAGCUCGAGCGAUCAAGCGGGAGCCCGGUAUGGGCGACUGCUCCUCGGAUCUCUACUCCCACCUCCCCAGUCCUGACAUGUCCCGCACCACCACUCUGGACCUGAACAACGGCACCAUCAGCUACAACGACAGCCCCGCUGAGGAGGGGGAACCCGGAGUUUACGACAGCCCCAACAAAGCCUCCAACAAGCUGGAGGACAUGAUAAUGGACAACACUUUGUCUCCAGUAUGCACCAAUGACCCCAUGCUCUCCUCCGGCUCUCCCGUCCCCUCCAACAGCAGCAGCAGUAUGGAUGAACAUGACAACGACUGUUAGCGUUGUGAACGAAACUGGCAGAACCAAAGUUAGAUGAUUAGCUUUAUACAGUAUAAUGAAAUAUGUGUGCAGUGUGGUUUCGUUUUGAUCCAAAUAAUGUUUUUUAGAAUGCAUUUUAUUUUCAUUUUAUAAUUUUGAAGUGUACUAGUUCAGAACGACUGAUUUCAACAGUUUUUUGAUUCAUGAAGGAUUUCUUGGAAACAAGCUUUUAAGACAGCUAAAGUGGAAUUGCACCAUUACAACAAUGACUAUAGUAUCAAAGCAUACUGUUUUUAGAGCAUUGGCUUGCUAGAGCGCUGCUCAAAUGAAGUUAGUGCAAUGGGGUGCGCUAAUUGUCAAAUAGUAGACCCCAGCCACUGCUAUUGAUAACACUAAUGCGCCUUAGCAAGUAGUACACAAAACAGUACCAGGGGGGAUUCAAAACAUCCACAAAUGCAGCUGUUGAGUUAUGCACAAAAUCAAAAUGGGUUUUGAUUCUGCAGGAGUAAAGUUAUUUGGCAAAUGUAGUAGAUUUGAAUGUACCGUAUUGCUCCAAAUAUAAGACAAUGUUUUUUUUUUCUUGGAAAUGAAUCUGAAAAACAUGCACACUAUAUGCAAUUUGAAGGUUAUUUUCAGGUAAAUACAUUUUCUUUAUAGACGGUUUCAAAGUGACAACAUAAACAAACGUUACUGCACAUGCGCAGUGGACUGCCCUUUACUUUCCGGUACACAUUCACAAACAAUAGAGUGCCUGUAGAUUAUUUCUGAUAACAAGCAAAAGAAACCUAGAAAAGUGUUACUUGGCUAAACUUGUCUCCAAUAUUUUGAAUUUAGACUGCGAUACCAAGCUCAACCGCUAGAUGUCAAUGUACCCUACCAGGGGCGGACUGAACAGUAGGACAUUCUGUCAAAGUCCAGAACGGCCGUCCCACCGACGGCCUACGGCCGUGACCAUGAGCAGACUGUCCAUCUGGAGUAUGGAAUGGUGGAGGGAUGAUGUGGGCCGAAAAAUCCACAACCCCACCCCCCAUCUACAGAAAUGGUGAAGCCAAAAACUCCAGGGCCGUUUUUGAUUCCCAGUUUGCCCCUGUACCCUACGGUUACUUUAAAUGAGACCAAACUACAGGACCCAUUCAACAAAUUGUUUAUUUAAUAAAAGAACAUACAAAAUAUUCAACAAAUCAUUUAUUUAAUACAAUUAUUAUACAGGAAAAUAAUAAUAUAAAUGAAUAUUAACAUGAAUUAAAUAAAAUAGAAAUAGAAACUCUGUAUUAUUAGACUCUAGCCACAGACAGGAAGUUAACUGCAGUCCCGGUGGCGUGCUAGAAAAAAUUCUGCAGUAUCUUACAACAAUCUUUAUAGUCAAUAAAAAAGAAGUCUAUUAGUAGAUUAGGGCAUAAAAAUCUCUAUUAACUAUUUUACAUGGGCACCAUCUUAUGUCACCACAUUACCCUUACUUUUAAAAAUGAGUAACCUUGUUACAAAAUUAGUCAUAUUGACUAUAUCUGAUAUCUUUAUGCUUGAAAUUGAUCAUGUAACCGUACAUUAGGGAGCGGAUUCCCUUAAAAUACAUCAGUUCCAUUGUGUUGUCUCAAAAUGCAUACAAGUAAUGUCUUUUAUUUGUAUGGCAUGUUUGUAAAAACGACUUAAAUGUCUUAUUUAACUAAAGCCUAUAGUCUUGGCUUAAUCUAAUCCUCGCCCGGGUAACUGCCCCUAAAAGACAAAGCAGUUGGAAAUGGACCUAGGUUAUAUGUAAUAGGUAAACCUUUAGUUUCUAAUGUUUAGAUGUUAGAUUUCUAAUGUUUUUUUUUUACAUUUUUACAUUACAUACAAAUGAUCACUGUAGUUAUUCACCAUGUCACUUGUGGUUUGUUGGGAAAUACAUAAACCCAGAGACUUUGAUAAAUAUUCUCAUAUAUCUGUAGAUGUACAUGAAUAAAGAUUCUA
Molecule: messenger RNA, 3228 nt
Organism: Triplophysa rosa
Lineage: Eukaryota; Metazoa; Chordata; Actinopteri; Cypriniformes; Nemacheilidae
Gene: mitfa
Product: melanocyte inducing transcription factor a
Exons: 9
Coding region: 133-1302 (389 amino acids)
Biological process (GO): regulation of transcription by RNA polymerase II; melanocyte differentiation
Cellular component (GO): nucleus
Molecular function (GO): RNA polymerase II cis-regulatory region sequence-specific DNA binding; protein dimerization activity; DNA-binding transcription factor activity, RNA polymerase II-specific
Source: RefSeq, a predicted model, not a curated record